Molecule: messenger RNA, 834 nt
Organism: Gongylonema pulchrum
Lineage: Eukaryota; Metazoa; Nematoda; Chromadorea; Rhabditida; Gongylonematidae
Source: the annotation of a GenBank genome assembly
AUGGAUACAGAGGAUUCAUAUGAAUGUGCUUGCCCGGCUGGAUACAUUGAUGUAUCACCGGACACUGCUCAGAAACCGGGAAGGCGAUGCUUACUGAACUGCGUGGACACUGCCGAAUCAUAUAUCUGCAAGUGUCGCGAUGAUUUCGUAGACGAAUCACCGGAUACCAAAAAUCGCCCAGGAAGAAUCUGUCGUCCGGCGCUGAUCGAUGAGUGCAGGCUUGGCAAGCACGACUGUAGCCAAAAUGCAGUGUGCCAAGAUUUACCGCAAGGUUAUACAUGCCACUGCAAGUCCGAAUUCAUCGACCAGAGCCCGAAUCGAGCUUCAUUGCCCGGACGUCUAUGUGUUCCAAGACCAACAGCACCACCCGAGGAAUGCCGGAUCGAUGACAGUGCAUCGUCUUGCAAAGAGGAACUUAAUGAGGUUUGUCGACUGAUCAAUGGUAAGCCGAAAUGCGCAUGUCCAAUAAACUACAGCCGUGAUCCGACUACAAAAUCGUGCACCACCAUCGAUGAAUGUCAGUUCCCGCAGUUGAACGAUUGUCAUCCUAGCGCUGAAUGCAUCGAUAAGCCGGUCUCAUACACGUGCCGCUGCAAGCAGGGCUUCAAGGAUAUAUCACCGGGUGACAAGCCUGGUCGUGUCUGCCAACCAUACGUUAAUGAAUGCCAGUUUCCGCAUCUCAAUGAUUGCCACCAGAAUGCGGAAUGCAUCGACAAGGAGGAUGGUUACGAGUGUCGCUGCAACCAGGGCUAUAUGGAUCGACAACCCGAGCGACCAGGCAGACUGUGCAAAAAGAGAGUGGAUGAGUGCGCGAAACCCGAACUCAACAGGUAG